UACUGUAACAAACUGUAACAUUUGGGUCAUUGAUCCAAGAGCUCACUAAUAAAAGCUCUCUUGUAUGACAGAUUUGCUGUCAAAUCAUUUCAGGUGAAGUCAAGGACAUAUUGCCUUUCUGAUAUGAUGGGGGUUUUUUUCAUUCAGUGUCCAAAACUCAUUCUCUAAAGUCUAAAAGUCUCACUUUGUUUGUCUCAGAUCAGAUCGGCCAAAGGAGAUAGUCCUCUGACCUCAAGGUCUCUUCAUAUGGACAGGCAAAAGGCAACAAUGAAGCAUCCAUGUGCUGUUUCUGACCCUCUGCCCGAGUCAAGUCCUGGUGUUCGUGACGCUGACCCCAUCCUAGGCCUCCUGUCCAACAAACUCCGCCCAUGUCCCGAGCAGGAGCUCUGGGAAUGGGCCCCUAACCUGACGGAGACACACCCGUCCGGCCAACAAUCAAGGAAACGGCUCACAGUGAAAAGAGGAAAAGCUAAGAAAAUGUUCGGCUGGGGAGAUUUCCAGUGCAAAGUGAAGUCCGCAAGCCUCAACCUGUUCAUCACAGGGAAGAUUGUGGAUCACGGCAAUGGAACGUUUAGCGUUUUUUUCCGAUACAACACGACCGGAGGUGGAAAUGUCUCCAUAGGGCUGGUUCCUCCAAGCAAAGCUGUGGAAUUUGAUGCGACGACUCAACAAACCGUUCUACACUCGGUGGAGUCGAGGAUGUUUAACUGCAGGGUGGAGCAUGAGAAGGUAGAGAGAGGUACCAAAAGCGCACGCUGCUGGUAUGACCCGUCUCAUAGCUGCGACCAGGACCAGACUCACAGCUAUGUCUCGUGGCUCUGCUCAAAACCGUUCAAAGUCAUUUGUGUCUACAUAUACUUCUACAGCCUGGACUAUAAACUGGUGCAGAAAGUCUGUCCGGACUAUAACUACCACAGCGAGUCUCCAUAUUUACCUUCUGGAUGAUCUUUUACCUCAUAAUGAGAGAAAUGGAAUUGGGUCAUU
This is a messenger RNA of Megalobrama amblycephala (Wuchang bream), 984 nucleotides long. Its product is annotated as neurexophilin-1. The coding region runs from base 247 to 945 and encodes 232 amino acids. Gene Ontology annotation, molecular function: signaling receptor binding. The transcript has a single exon. The record is from RefSeq and is a predicted model, not a curated record. NCBI's taxonomy places the organism in Eukaryota, Metazoa, Chordata, Actinopteri, Cypriniformes, Xenocyprididae.